UUUCUGUUGUAUGUAUAUCUACAGGGGAUGUAAAACCAGGGAUAACAUUUGAAAUGGUAGAUUGCAGCAAUAGACGUAUGUGCCUAGGGUUAAUCUUUGCAGGAGGAAAUCCCUGUGUAGUCCUGUCAUGGUAACACCUUAGUUAAAUGUUGCUUUAAGGAGUAAGCCUGUUGGGCUGGUCCUGGUUGUGUUUGCACUUAGGAUGAAGCUGCUGGCUUUUAUCAUCAGAAUGCUGGAACUCUGGAGCUGCUUGUUUCUUGUAGGACUGCAGUUUUUAUGCAGUAACUGGAGCGGAUUGCAGUUUAGAUGCUGUAACAGAGGGAAAUGAAUGUUCUAGCCGCAAGCUGUUCUCUGUAGUUGUUCUGGGCUGGUUCUGAUCCAUGUUCAAUAUAAUUUAUCUUAUUUAUCAAUGCCCAUUGUUCCCUGGAGGUUGAGUGAUUUAGUGCGAGGUAUGUAAAACAACCCUCAGUUUAAUGCUUACUACAAUCUACAUGGGGGCCUUUUAAAACUCGUCACACCAACCAAAUCCUGCAUAGUAUGGCUCUUAAUACGACUGUUUUGGGUACAGCUUCCAGUGAUUAACCAUAAAGAGACAGAGACAGUAGCACUAACAUAGACCCAGUAAUGUGCUAUGAAAGUACAUCAUGGAAUAUUUACUGAAAGCUUUCAAACCCUGAAAAUUAACUUAAAAUAUUUUGUUUCGUAUUAUGGUUUGCACGUUUAAUUUCCUGGUGCUUUCCACUUCACUAUUCAGGUUUGCUCCCUGCCUAGUAGUGAAUGUGUUAACAUUUUCUCCGCCUACUCUGACACUGACAGGAAGCUUUUGGCAAAUGAUGAGAUCACUCUUCAGGCUUUGCUAAGCAGUGUUAUACGAGAUUUAGCCACAUUAUCAGCAGCGGUUGCUUUACCUCUGACUUUUAAGCCUGCAGUUCUCUCCCACAGACUUGCUAUGCAGUUGGUUGGUUCUAGCACUGGUUAUUUUUCUUUCUUAAAAUAAGAUAAUUUUGCUUCUAAAAAAAACCCCAAAAAAACCCAUUUUAUCUCUAAAAUGUCUGGCCGUGAACCAAGUGUGCACACCUACAGGGUUUAUUAUGCUCAGUAAGCACUUUGUUUUUAUUUGAAACAAAAGGACUCCGUAAGAGGGUUAGCAGUUAAAAAAAAAAAAAAAAAAAAAAAAAAAAAAAAAAGCCUUGCUGAUUUAGUUAGAUUUUUAGAUGACAAAUUUAAGAAUUUGGUGCUUUGGCGCAGAGAAUCUGUUUUGUGAAAAUAGCAUUCGGUUAAGCACAGUUCCUGGAAGCUGGGCGGGGGUUGGAAUGGGCUAUCGUUUUUCUAUUGACAGAAAUAUAAUCCAUGCAUCCUCCUUUCUUCCCUCCCUUCUCUUCUGCUAAUGGGGGGAUAUAAAUGUUUUAGUAGGCUUGAUGAGUUGGUUCCAGCACCCUCCCUUCAUGAGCUGAUUAAUUGUUAUGGUUCCACCUCCACCCUCUCCACACUGGAUCUGUGCGUGGACUUGAUGCUGAAAGCUCAUCUCUUGAUGCUGCCUGAUGUUCGUUUUAUUCUUCCCCUUGUCUAAAGAACUCUAAAUGAAGAACUGCUUUUAAGUCCAGCAUUUUUGAACCAAUGAGUUUACCUUACAGGGACACUUUAAUAUAUUCCUGAUGUUGGUUCAUAACCAAGUUAUUUCUGUUUGUAACCCUGCUACUGAUGAUGGAAUUUCUGGUCUGGACCAACCAGUGGACCUUUUAACACAGACCCGUGCCAAACACAUGCCAAGCACUGUUGAUGUGAGUGCUCCACUGCCGCUGCAAGUGGCCCCCAGUGUUCUACCCAUGGACCUGCGGCUAGACCCCCAAUAUUCAAUUUCGGCACAGGAGCCCAGUGGGAGGGAGCAACAGCUGCAGCAAGAGCUCCUGGUCUUGAAGCAGAAGCAGCAGAUCCAAAGGCAGCUUUUGAUUGCUGAGUUUCAAAGACAGCAUGAACAGCUGUCCCGCCAGCAUGAAGCUCAGCUCCAUGAGCAUAUAAAGCAGCAACAAGAGCUCCUGGCUAUGAAACAUCAGCAGGAGCUUCUGGAACACCAGAGAAAGCUGGAGCAGCACCGACAAGAGCAGGAGAUGGAGAAACAGCAACGAGAACAGAAAUUACUGCUGUUAAAGAACAAGGAAAAAGGAAAAGAAAGCGCUGUGGCAAGCACUGAGGUCAAAAUGAAAUUACAAGAGUUUGUGUUGAAUAAGAAGAAAGCUUUAGCUCACAGGAGCUUAAAUCAUUGCAUGUCCAGUGAUCCUCGGCUCUGGAAAACUCAGCAUAGCUCUCUUGACCAGAGUCCUCCACCACAGGGUGUUGUGUCCGCCUCAUAUCACCAAGCUGUCCUUGGAAUGUACGACUCUAAGGAUGACUUCCCUUUGAGAAAAACAGCAUCUGAGCCUAAUCUGAAGUUGCGCUCAAGGCUGAAACAGAAAGUUGCUGAGAGGAGGAGUAGCCCUCUACUACGGAGGAAAGAUGGUCCUGGUGUCACUACCUUGAAAAAACGUCCUUUAGAUGUAUCUGAUUCUGUAUGUAACAGUGCUCCAGGCUCUGGUCCCAGUUCUCCCAAUAAUAGUUCAAGCAACAUCAGUUCAGAAAAUGGAAUAGCUGGUCCUUUAGGAAUCCAGACAGAGGCUUCACUGGCUCACAGACUUUUGAACAGGGAGAAUUCAGUAACACAGCUCCCUCUAUACACAUCACCAUCUUUACCCAAUAUUACCCUAGGACUGCCUGCAAGUGGUUCUACCAACGGUGCAUCAGGACAAGAGAAUGAAUGCCUUCCUCUGCCUGCACUACAACAACGCCUUUCCCUCUUUCCAGCUGCUCACCUCUCUUCUUACCUUGGACCUGAGGCCACAAACUCUCAUAAUCAACUUUUACAGCAUAUGGUACUACUAGAACAGCCUGGUGCACAGAGUUCUUUAAUAUCGGGUUUGGGGACCCUGCCACUUCACUCUCAGUCUCUUGUGUCACCUGAUCGUGUAUCCCCCACAAUGCACAAGUUACGUCAGCACCGUCCUUUAGGCCGUACUCAGUCUGCUCCACUUCCACAGAAUUCACAUGCUCUGCAACACCUGGUCAUCCAACAACAGCACCAGCAAUUCCUGGAAAAGCACAAACAGCAAUUUCAACAGCAGCAGCUUCACCUAAACAAGAUGAUUCCUAAAGUGAAUGAAGCCUCACGGCAGCAUGAGAGCCACCCUGAGGAGACUGAGGAGGAGUUACGUGAGCAUCAGGCGCUGCAUGAAGAAACUUAUGUAGAGCGUUUAGCUGAACAGAAGGAACUAAGCCCUGGCAAUGUGGUGCAUGUGAAGCAGGAAAAAGAGGAAAGCGAUGAUGAAGAAAAUACACUGGAUUUGGAACGGAGUAAAAUGCAGUCUGACCCAGACCUGCUGUUCAGACAGCAAACAUUAUUACUGGAGCAACAGCGCAUUCAUCAACUGAGAAACUAUCAGGCUUCCCUAGAGGCUGCAGGCUUAGUUGCACCAUUCAGUGGGCAUCGGCCUCUCUCGAGAGCGCAGUCCUCACCUGCCUCUGCAUCCUUUCCCAUGUCUGUACAGGAGGUCCCCAGUAAACCCAGGUUCACCACAGGCCUUGUGUAUGAUACAUUGAUGUUAAAACACCAGUGCAUAUGUGGAAACACAAACAGUCAUCCUGAGCAUGCUGGCAGAAUACAAAGCAUUUGGUCAAGGCUUCAAGAAACAGGCUUACGAAGCAUGUGUGAGUGUAUUCGGGGGAGAAAGGCAACACUGGAAGAACUACAGACUGUGCAUUCUGAGGCUCAUACUCUCUUAUAUGGCACCAAUCCCUUGAACCGUCAAAAGCUUGAAGGUUCUUUGGCUUCUCUCUUCGUCCGUCUCUCAUGUGGCGGGGUUGGGGUUGAUAGUGACACGAUUUGGAAUGAAGUACACUCUUCCGGGGCUGCCCGUCUUGCAGUUGGUUGUGUAGUUGAACUGGCUUCCAAUGUGGUUACUGGAGAGCUGAAGAAUGGCUUUGCUGUGGUUCGUCCUCCUGGCCACCAUGCAGAAGAAAGCACACCUAUGGGGUUCUGUUACUUCAACUCUGUAGCAAUAGCUGCCAAAGUUCUCCAGCAACGAUUAAAUGUCGAGAAGACGCUGAUUGUGGACUGGGAUGUUCACCAUGGGAAUGGUACCCAACAGGCAUUUUACAGUGAUCCAAACGUCCUUUAUAUAUCACUUCAUCGCUAUGAUGAUGGUAACUUUUUUCCAGGGAGCGGAGCCCCAGAUGAGGUUGGAACAGGUGCUGGUGUGGGUUUCAAUGUGAACAUGGCUUUUACUGGUGGUCUGGACCCUCCCAUGGGUGAUGCAGAAUAUCUGGCAGCUUUCAGGACAGUUGUGAUGCCAAUAGCUGCUAAGUUUUCUCCAGAUGUGGUUUUGGUGUCUGCUGGGUUUGAUGCAGGAGAAGGACACCCAUCUCCGCUUGGUGGUUACAGAGUCUCAGCUAAAUGUUUUGGGUACCUGACAAAGCAACUUAUGGAAAUAGCUGGAGGGCGUAUUGUACUAGCUCUUGAAGGAGGCCAUGAUUUAACAGCUAUUUGUGAUGCCUCGGAAGCCUGUGUGUCCGCCCUGCUGGGAAAUAAGCUGGAACCACUUCCUGAAUCUGUAUUGCAGCAGAGACCAAACAUCAAUGCAGUCAGGUCAAUGGAAAAAGUUAUUCAGAUCCAAAGUGAAUACUGGCCUUGUUUGCAUAUAAGUUCCUCAACUGUGUCCUACUCACUUAUUGAAGCUCAAAAGUGUGAGAAUGAGGAGGCAGAGACUGUGACAGCAAUGGCAUCCCUGUCUGUAGAUGUUCGUCAGGAACAAAGGACUGAGGAUGAGCCAAUGGAUGAAGAACCUCCUCUGUAGCAGCAUCUGGCAACUGUCAGUUGUGUAAUUCCACGUCUUUGAUGGGGGGUGUAUUCUCCGCUUUCUCUGCUUGCACUCGGUCCGCAGAAAGACGAGCAGUGAUCUGGAUGUAAAGAACCUUGUGUACAUCACAUCCACAGAACCACAAAUUGUGGCGCAGCGGCAUGCACAGCCAUGCUGUGCCACCACUUUCUGAGGGGGCAUGCCUCCCUUAGGAGCCUCUGGCAGCUCUUGCCAAAAAUAUUUUGUUACUUUACUUGGUUUUUUUAACAAUUACUAAUUCAAAGAAACACAAGGAAAAAGACCUCCUUUGGGGUCCUACAUACUGUUUGGUGCUUUAAAAUUCUGCAUUCUUCACAUGAAUUCUGUGAGCGCUGGAAUGGUGCACUGGAUGGCCGUGCUCUCUGGACAGUUGUUCAAACCACUUGGUUUAUCAUUCUUGAACAUUUCUCCUAAGGGAAGGAGUAAGGAUGGGAUGAAGAGAUAUUCUGGAAUGUUAUUAGUGUCAGGAACGUAUGACUGACUUAAUCUGAAAGAAGGAAGGAUUGUGCCUUGUUCAUGGAUGGGACACGUUUUUGUUUCCAUUUAAAUGGUUCCCUUUUAUUAAGUUCUGAUAAGUUGAAGGACUUGCCUUAAACCUAAACACCUGCACACCCACAGAAUUGUGUGGGGCAUUUCACACAACCGGUGUCUCCUGCCAUUGACACAGUGCUGUAAGGUGGAGUGAUGGUAUCAUACGGCAGUCAUCACCCUUGUUUUGUUUUUAAUUUCUGAGUUCUGCAUGUUGUAUCUGUACGAUAACCAGACUGUCUGCUCCACUCAAGUUUGUGCUCACAAAACAAAAACUUAACCUACAAGUUCUUUUGUAGGUGCAUUUCUACAUUGUGGAGCUCGGAUCUCUGGCCUCUUACUGCGCGGGAAGCAUGUACUGGCCUGUGCAACCUUUUUAAGGGGCUCAAUUUGUUUUUGUUUUAGGUUUUUUUAACUACAUUUUGUAUAACAUUUUUUUGAGCAAGAUCAUUAACAGGCAAACAGAUCAUUUCCAGUUCCCAUUUCAUUUUUUAAUUUUUCACUCAAAGGUUUAUAUAUGUAUUUUUUUUUUUUAAAGGAACUUGUUUUUCUUGUGAUAACUAAGAUUUCCUGUUUUUAUACUGAAUUGUUUUCCCCCUUGAGAUUUUUUUUAAAGCUUUUUUUUCCUUAGAUCUUGUUACAUACAUUACAUACAACAUGUAUAUGAUCUAUAGGGAACGAUAGCAGUGGAGGUUUUCAGUUAGAGAAGUAGGAAGGGUCACAGCAGAAGUUUGUAAGUAUUCUUGUGAAAGUGAAGCAGGACCCAUUCAUUCAAGUUUUAAUAGGUCAUAAAAAGGCAUUGAAAACUUUUGGUUUUUUUCUUUAAACGAGACCAACAAUGUACUGUAUGUGAGCC
Messenger RNA from Xenopus laevis (African clawed frog), 6309 nucleotides. It is a transcript of the gene hdac4.L, whose product is annotated as histone deacetylase 4 L homeolog. Gene Ontology annotation, biological process: chromatin remodeling; negative regulation of transcription by RNA polymerase II. The transcript is spliced from 26 exons. Lineage: Eukaryota; Metazoa; Chordata; Amphibia; Anura; Pipidae. The coding region runs from base 1656 to 4883 and encodes 1075 amino acids. Gene Ontology annotation, molecular function: histone deacetylase activity; histone deacetylase activity, hydrolytic mechanism. The record is from RefSeq and is a predicted model, not a curated record. Gene Ontology annotation, cellular component: cytoplasm; nucleus.